Aureobasidium pullulans EXF-150 is the source of this 360-nucleotide messenger RNA. RefSeq lists its product as uncharacterized. The transcript has 4 exons. The record is from RefSeq and is a predicted model, not a curated record. NCBI's taxonomy places the organism in Eukaryota, Fungi, Ascomycota, Dothideomycetes, Dothideales, Saccotheciaceae. The coding region runs from base 1 to 360 and encodes 119 amino acids.
AUGGCCUUCAUCUUCACCUGCGGAACACACACCUUCAACUCACUGCUUGCCGGGCAUGAGAACAUCACAGCGCAAUGCCAGAACUGCGGCAACUUCACAGCCAAAGUUUACAAGAGAUGGGAGUGGUUCACCUUCUGCUUUGUCCCUCUCAUACCAUUCUCCCUAAAGCCACAUCACGAAGUUGGUUGCCACAUCUGUCACUUUUACCAAGACGUCAUGCAUCGACCAGACGUACAACAAAUGAUGAACGAUCCCAACAGUGCCAACAACCCUCAGUCAUCUCAACAGAUUCCGAUGCAGCCGUACGGAGCACCUCCACAGCAGUACAAAGCACCACAGGGACCUCCUCAGUACGUAUAA